This is a messenger RNA of Nymphalis io (European peacock), 3114 nucleotides long. Its product is annotated as snake venom 5'-nucleotidase. The record is from RefSeq and is a predicted model, not a curated record. The transcript has 15 exons. NCBI's taxonomy places the organism in Eukaryota, Metazoa, Arthropoda, Insecta, Lepidoptera, Nymphalidae. Bases 552 to 2519 code for a protein of 655 amino acids. Gene Ontology annotation, biological process: nucleotide catabolic process. Gene Ontology annotation, molecular function: hydrolase activity.
UUAAAAUUGUUUUUGUUAGAAUUUAAAUUUGACGAAAGGAAUAUAUAUUAAACAUAUAACUACGUAUGUAAACAAGUACAUAAUGCAUAUAAACUGUCAAAGGAGUAAAAUAUAAAUAGCUUAAGGUAUCAAGGCACUGAGAAAGGUGCCAAAAUUCAUAAUCGCGUGCUUUGACCUCUUAUAGUGUAUUAAAAUUCUUAGCAUUGCGCAGACCUCGUUUUAAAAUUUCUAGACGAUCGUGCUAAAUAUUAUUUUUCGCUCUUCGCUUGUUUUACGCGAUUUUGUUGUAACAGUUGAGUAAUAAGUUUUUCCAUGCAGAAAUUCGAAUGAACUAAUAUUUUUGGUAUUGACCUUGAGUGCUUGUGAAAUCGGAAAAUAUUUUUUGAGUAAAUUACUAGUUUUAUGAUAUUGAUAAAAGUGUAUCUAAGUGAAAAAAAAUUGACAGAAUGUGACAUACCCGAGUACAGAUAUAUAUAAUUAAUAUUUACAAAUUUAAUAAAAAUAAAUUAAUGAAUACUUUUUCAAGCAAUUUAUGUCAAUUGUGAUACACAAUGAUUUUAGUGAAAUCUAUACAAACUAUGGCCUCAUUCACGGCUCAAGCGGCUCUAAGAUCCAGGUGGAGCUCCUUAAUAGAGUCUACGAGUGUUGAUGUACCAGGAGAAGUAACAGAUGGUGUCCGAUCUGUUGUUGGAUGGCUGAAACAGGCGUCGCUAGAAGUGAGACAAGUGGGGAGGCGAGCGGUGAGCCAGCUCGCUGGACGAGGCAUGGACGAUGACGUGUUGAUUGUACAUUUCAAUGAUGUAUAUAAUAUUGAACAGACUACUAACACUGAACCAGUGGGAGGUGCGCUACGGUUCAGCACAGCAAUUAAAGCCCUUCAGCAUCUAAAUCCUCUGGUUUUAUUUAGUGGGGAUGCGUUCUCGCCGAGCAUGUUAAGCACAUUCACAAAAGGCGAGCAGAUGGUACCGGUUCUAAACGAAAUUGGUACUCAUUGUGCGGUUUUCGGGAAUCAUGAUUUUGAUUUCGGCCUAGACAUCUUAUCGAACCUGGUCUCCCAGUGCAACUUUCCUUGGCUCAUGUCGAACGUGAUAGACAAUGAGACGGGCAGACCACUCGGUGAUGGGAAGAUAACUCACGCAUUACUCUGCAAUGGUCAUAAGAUUGGUCUAAUUGGAUUAGUGGAACAGGAAUGGUUGGAAACGUUAGCGACGAUAAACCCAGACGAAGUAACUUUUAUAGAUUUCCUUCAAGCGGGAUCAAAGUUAGCGUCGCAAUUAAAACAAGAGGGUUGCGAAUAUGUAAUAGCCUUGACACAUAUGCGAACGCCAAACGACAUCAAACUAGCCGAAGGUUGUACGGACAUUGACCUCAUUUUGGGGGGGCAUGACCAUGUCUAUGAAGUUCUAGAGAUAAACAAUAAAUACAUUGUGAAAAGCGGUACAGAUUUCCGACAAUUCAGCAAGAUCACGAUAAAUUUCGGUUCGGAGGUGCCCCGCGUUGACAUAGCCGAUGUUGAUGUGACCAGCUCGUAUGAAGAGGACCCAGUUCUGAAGGCGAAGGUCGAGAAAUAUUCUGCUAUGAUAGACGGAAAGAUGGAUGAAGUACUUGGCAAAUUUUGCGUACCGUUGGAAGGUAGAUUUUCUGUGGUACGCCGUCAAGAGUGCAACCUUGGGAAUUGGGUCUGUGACGUCCUCCUAGCGGCUACCGGUGCCGACCUGUUGAUCCUCAAUUCCGGCACCUUCAGAUCUGAUCAGGUUCAUCCAGCGGGAGACUUCACUCUUCGUGAUCUGUCCACUAUCAUCCCCAUGCGAGACCCUAUUGUGGUGGUGGAGGCGACGGGUGAGACUGUCCUCAAGGUUCUCGAGAACGCCGUGUCUAAAUACCCUAGCUUGGAAGGAAGGUUUCCCCAGGUAGCCGGAGUGUCGUUCGCUUUCGAUCCCACGAAGCCACCAGGCGAGAGAGUUGCGGAACAGGUAGUGAAGAUAGGCGAUGAAUACCUUCAACGUGACCAGAAAUACCGGCUAGCUGUGAAACAGUACCUACACUCUGGCAACGACGGCUUCACAAUGCUACCCCAAUGUCCAGUGUUGGUGUCAGAGGACAUGUGCCCCGAGAUAGGGAUGGCUAUACAGAACCACUUCGCAGCGAUCAACGUGAGGACGGGGAAGUCGAGGCCGUCCAAACAUAGACAAUCUCUCGUCACAUUAAGCCGAAGGCACAGCCUUGUAAAGAUGUUGGAUGGUAGCGAACUAGAUGGUCCACCGCCAUUACGCAGAGCGUCCUCAUCCGUAGUGGAACCUACGCACUCUACACAUCACAGACCAAUUUUAUCUCAUCUCAGACUGACCCGACGCGCGUCGCUCGAUGACUUGGAGCAGAAUGCCUGUGAUCUUGCACCCAAGAUCGAAAAUCGGAUUGUGAUACUUGAUAGACCAGAGAAAUUUCAAGAAUUAUUAGCGGAGAGAGCAAGAUGGGAAUCGGACUCCGUUAUAAAGGAGGUAGACGAAAACUCGCCAUAAUAUGUUAUCCAUUAAUUAUAAACGUCUUAUUUGUAAUGCUAAUUGUUUAGUCAAUAAUAAACAUUACCGGUCCUAGAGCAAAGUGUGAAAAGUCGUAGAUAGAAAUGGAUAUUUUAAAAUCUUAUGACAAAAUAUAACGCGCUUGAUUAUCGAAUGUCGCUCCAAUGUACGCUUUUAAUUCUUAAUUAUAUACAAUUUUUUUUUUUUAUAGAUUAGGAAGGUGGACGAGCAUAUGGGCCACCUGAUGGUAAGUGGUCACCGAACGCCCUUAGACAUUGGCAUUGUAAGAAAUGUUAACCAUCGCUUAUAGCCAAUGCGCCACCAACCUUGGGAACUAAGAUUUUAUGCCCCUUGUGCCUGUAAUUACACUGGCUCACUCACCCUUCAAACCGGAACACAACAAUAUCAAGUAUUGCUGUUUUGCGGUGGAAUAUCAAAGUAGAAUAUCAAAUAUAUGGUAUUUAAAUAAAUACCUUUGAAGCGACAAGAUUUAUAGAAAUUAAACCUUAAAGCUAACGGUCCGGAGUGAAUAUCCGCUAGAUUAUUACAUGGAUAAUAGAUCAAUUGACUAUUUACAAAGAAAGCUCUAAGAUCG